CGAGCGUGGUAGCCUACCGAGGCGCAUCUCUUUGAAACUUCGCUCGGCCUCGGUUCCCGCCGUCCUUCAAACGUCACGGUAAAAUAAAAUACAAUUAAAUAAAAAAGUAGUAAAAUCACCCCCGUGCAAUACUUACUCACCCUUAAUGGAAAAAUCGAUAUCGCGACAAAAAACAACAUUGCAAUACAUUAUUACUUGCCCAUGCUAUCGCGAUUCUCGUGCUCCAAUCACCAAGAGUGUUUAUCAACGUAAAAACAUUUCGAAAUUGAUAUAACUUUUGAAUCCGCGAAUGAACUUACGAUUCUAUUUCGAUCAUUAUCGAUUUAAUUAAUUUACAUUCGAUUUUCAAUGCAAAUUUUAAUUAAAAUCAAAAGUUUAUUACCUUUCAAUGGAGUCAGACUGAGGCAGCAAUUGUCAAUAGGUUUCUCAUCAAGUUUAACCUCUUUGUGUCUGAUUUGGUGUUAAAUUAAAGUAAUAAUAAUAACAUGAGUACUAAGAAUAAUAUAUUUAAAAAUAAUAUCGAUAUUGCUUAAAAGGAUAAUAUUAAUGAAGAUAAACAAUAGUGAUAACAGAAAAAUAUUGACAAUUUCGACAACCGUUUUUGGAUUUUGAAACCGAGUUUUGAAGAGGAAAUAGUUGACCACAAACCAGCUUGAUCCAAUUACGUUCUAGACCUGAAGGAACCUUUGCCUUCGCUGAAUCGUGCCAUUGUUGACAUUGUACCAGGCACGUGAAUUCCAAGCUUCACGAUAAGCGUUUAAUUCAGAAACAGCACGACGAUAGUGAUACUAAAGUGAGUUGGAUAAGGAAUCAAUUGGGCGGGAAAAUUCGCGAGUGUCUCGUGCUUUGGUGUAAAAGCGUGGGUUUUAGUGCAGAAAAGUUAUAGAAAUAUUGAAUUUCAGGAGUCAAACUAAAGAUUAUUAGCAGUGAUCAGUGUUCUUUCUUAUACGUGACUUUGGAUUUUGAGAUUUGAGCUUCGACGACCUGCUGUCGAUCUUCUACUCUGUUCAGAACGUUCUGGCGCAGACAUUUCCGCACCAGAGGAUUCGAAGGAAUUUCUUAUGCCGCGGGAUUCGGCUUCCGUUUGUUAUUGAUUCCCCCAGUGUCCAAUCCCUGAAGCGCCAUCCUGCCAUCUUGGCCACGCUUCUUUUGAUGCGCUCAUCCUCAAAGAUGCUAGAGCUCCAAACUAAUUACCCUGAAGAGGCCUACUCGAAACUUUAGAAAACCCACAUCGGUACCACUCAGAUCAAUCACUAUAGGCGGGUUCCCACUUCAAGAAACAAUGGAAACCCUCACCUUCGUCGUCUUCGUGAGAUAAGCAUCUGCGAACCAGGAAGUCCCGGAAGUAUGUGGAAGGAAAGACGAAAGAAAGAAGCAAGAAAAAUAACAAGAGAUAGAGUAGAAUGAGAAGAAAGACUUCAAGAAAAGGAUAAUCUAUUCUUUAUCCCUAGCUCUAGAGGAACUAAAGAGGGGAAAAAUGUCGAUGACUGGAAGCCUGAUGGGUUACGAAAAUAAUAACGAGGUGAACCAGGCCAAGUGUAAGAAGCCACUAAAACCUCUUCCUGUAGUGACUAGCGUCAACGCUAGUGGGGUCACUACUGCAAGUAAGUCUAGGAAAUCCAGACAAUCUCAGAAGAGAGAAUCUUGCACGAGGUUUCAUGUAAACAGCCUGUGGUCUGUUUGGUAUGGAAUUAUAGCUGUGAGUCUUCAAGCCUACAUUGCCACGAGAUGUGUCAAGAGAUUUACAGCGUACCUGUCGUUACCAUGGCCUGCGGAAGCACCUCCACCGAAAAUAGAGAUUCAUGCUUGUCUCGUUCUAGUGGGAACGGGAGUGUUUUUACUUCUUGUACUGCUGUCAGCAGCAGUCUUCAAAGUGGGCAAUCUAGCCAACGACGGCAUAAAACUCGGUCGACAUUUGAGCGCCUGCACACGUGAUCCACCCUCUUCUGUGCUCACCAAUAAUCCAGAUUCGGGAGUGGCGAAUAAUUUAUGGAGACACGGGGGUCCCACUGCGGCAUUUGUUCAUCUAUGCACGGCCAUGUGUUUUCUUCUACCCUCGCUGCUCAUGGAGGCAAGGCUAAUCCACGCUGGAUUUUUGCCAAAAGAGGCGAUAUGGAGGACGGAUCUAGACUGGGUGGUGAUUCACCACGAUCGGUUGGUGUUGCUGAGCUUUAUGAAUCCUCCCAGCAACGUGAGCCACAUUACUCCUCAACCCUAUGUCACGUCGUCGCCUUACCAGAACUUCGAGGAAGAUCUGGAGAACAGUCCAUCAACUUUGAAUCUGGAAACAUCCAUUGGGACAAAUAGUGAGGAGCAACAUUCUAAGCCUACGACGAAACUAUCAACCAUAUUACUACCCCACUGGCAAUCAGCUAUUCCGGACGCCAGGGCCAUAAACUUGCCCACCUUCGAUAAAAGCACAACCGCUUUCACAACUACCUCCACGACAACAAAGUCGACAGCGGAGGAUAGUGAAACAACCAUCGGUACUAAAUCCUCUUCAAAAAUGACAACCACGACGAGAAAACCUACUUCUAAAGUUAGUGCCAGAAGCAGUUCUGUUAAAAAUAGGGCGAAAAAACAGGGGACAGCUAGGUCAGGUAGAACUAGUCAGUCUGGAGGAAACAUGACUGGUCAGAGUCUGCCCUUGACUUUGAACAGUUUGGCGGAUUUGGAUCAUCCAGAAAAUCUGAAUCUGGAAUUUAAUCCUAGCGAGGGAUACGGAAAUAUUACAAUUACGCUGGAAUAUUUGAAUUACGCCAUGGCUCUUGGCGUUUAUUCAGUUAGGUAUCCAGCCGUCUUUUGGUCCUGCAACAAAGCGCUUGGCACCAUUUUCAGUCUUCAGCUAGUUGUGAACUCCGCCCAGAGCUUAUUGGCUUAUACUGGAAUGUCCGUCCUUUACAAGGUUCAGGUUGUAGGAUCUUUCAAGGUACUACCAUUUCUACGCCAUCGAACAAUUGCAACUUCCACUACCACCAUCUCGAAGCUUUUUGGUCAUUCCUUUUUUCUGCUCAAUCCUCACGUCACUCUGGGACUAUUUGCACUUUCAUCCCUUUUAGUGCUCUGCUCAAGUAUGGUGAUGUACCUCUACGCCCACGGAAGGUUCAUGGCAUUUCUUAACCAGGAGCGAGAGCGCCGCGUGAUUCUUUUGAAGGAAGGACGUGACGGAAAUGGCUGGGGAUAUAUUACACAUUGUGCAGCUUUAUGCGUCUUUCUCGCUAUCGCGUUUUGCAGUGCGCCACUCCUCUCCGAUUAUGUGGUCGUAUAUCGCGGUAGUUUGGACGGAGCUGUGCUGGCCUGCAUAAUCAGCACCGUUCUUCACCUCUUCCUUUGGCUGAUCCUCUGGAUCUUCCUCACCGUCAAACAGAAAUGGAUCUUCAAGUUGCGAGUGACGGUUGGACGAGUGACUGUUCGAUCCGCAAGGUCUGUCAAAUUGGUGACGGAUGUGGAUCUACUUUCUGGAAGAGAUGACGACGAUGGUACUACUGCGCCCUUAUUGGUCGUUGGAAAUGGCAGAACUUAUACCAUUGCUGAUAAUUCGCCGAGGAAGGCCAUCAUGAGCGUUAUUCAGAAAGCCGCCUUGGAACGUAAAUCUCGUGCUCAAGAAUUGAAUGGAGACUUGGUGGAUGGUGAGGUAGCUGACGGGGACGAGCAGAUCUAUUGGCUGAGACCAAAAUUGAGGCCCUCGCCUGCUCAAUCGCCGAAUGAUGGAGCGAGCGCAACCACUGCAGACAGGGGAUGGCUGAACAAGAAGCUCAAGCCGAAAGUCACCUUUAACGACCUGCCUAGUACGUCAGGCUCGCGUAAUAAGGGAAAAGCCAGACGAGGUGUCGCUGAUGGGGGACCGGACGAUGAUGGGGACUACGCCACGUUACGCGAAUUACCAAUGAUGACUUCCCUGGAUCCAGCUGAUGAUUCCGCUUGCGAAGAAAAUAAGUGGGGAAGGUGGCUGGUACUUCGUAGGACUGGUAUUCCUAAAUUUACAGACCUUUUGGAGUGUGUAAACGACGACCAAGUGACUUACUAUGCAAGUGGUAACCGCGAUCUGCAACCUUCGGAGGGUGACCCUUCUCCUCUUCUCACCCCUGAACCUUUACCUGAUCCCGCCAUGGAGCCGCUUCCGUUACCACCGCCAACUCCGCCUUCCGAACCAUCCAUUGAAGUCGUCUCGGCGCCCCUAAUUAUUAAUGCCCAGGUGAACGGUGGUCAAACGCCUCGCUGUCUCCGUCGUGCCGAUUCUGGCAUGCCACACGAUGAACUGACCCCACGUUCAGAUUCUUCCAACUCUCCACCUCUCGACGUCGGACCGAAUUCAACUGGUCACAACAGCAACACCAGCACAAACAGCGAGACUUCCAGUGGAGUUCACAGCAAUGCGAGCAAUGCCAGCAACACCUCUCAAUCUUCAAGUUCUCAAAGGCGAGCUACAAGCGUAGAGGACCUGACUGGAGAACCACGGGAGGAACCUCAAUGGCGGAGUUGUUCUCUCCAGCGAGGCACCCUGCCACCCACAGCCAACACAAUUUAUCCACCCCCUCCUCCUCCAAACCCCAGAUCCAAUGGUUUAACCAACCAAAACUUCUCUCAGUAUGUAAACCACACUCCUAUAUACAAUGGAGAAAUGGUAGCAGGAUGUCCAGCAGUCAUCCUCGAAAGUCCUAACGAAGCCACAGUGGUCAUCAGGAGGAGAUCCUCCAGGCCGAAACUCGCAGAUCCUCUCAAUCCCAACGAGGAACCUUUUGGAAGGUCCACCAAUAUGAGGAUGACCUCCUUCACUGAAGGCAGUGACCUUCGAGCUAUCCAGGCAUCAUCAGCAACUUUGCCACACUAUCCAACUCAACCUGUCGUCACCUAUCCACACUGUUCCACCAUGCCCUUACCUCAUGCAUCCCACAGUAUGUCUGGGAAUAAUAUUAGUGGUGCCACCGGAAGCUGCGGAUCUGUUUCCAGGCAUACCAAUGGCCCACCUGUUCACACAACUUUACCUUCACACACAACCCUACCUUCUCACACCAUCUUACCUUCACAUACCACCCUGCCCUCUCAUCAUAAUGGUGUCAAGCUAAUUUUAGGUGCAGCCAAUCCCUUCGUCAAGCGCUUCCCUCAAGUUCCUGUCCACACACACACAGUGCAGGGCUGGGCCCUACCGGGACAUCACACCUUCCCGCAAGCACCUCUGAAUAAUAAGUUGUCUACACCCGCGCAAAUCAGGCAGAGCGAUCGUGACUCGGCGAAUUUUUCGAUGGCUAGUAGUGGAGAUUCGGACACUUGUCUGCCGCAUUAAGAAUCAAAGAUUAAGGAACGUUGAGGCUAAAGUCGGUGGGAAAAUUCUCUGAUCAUUUGAUUUUUUUGUUGAGAAUCUUUAGUAAUUUGUAGGGGAAAACUUGAAAAUGUUAAGAACUUGAACGGUUUAAAGAAUUAACGACACCCAAAGCUUACAGCAGAUGUCGCCGCUCUUUUUGGCGCUGCACGGCGCACGUUUUAUAACAUUUUGUAUUAUUCAUGACGAGCAGCUAUUCGCUGAAAUUUUGAGCAUGUGCAGUGGAGGUUAUUUUUCACGCAUGCGCUAAGUUUAGCCAAUUUAGUUGUAUUCAUGUGUAGCUUGAAGGUUUUGGAAAUUAAAGGCUUUAUGAUUUAGAUUCUUUUGAUUCAAAUCAUUCAGGUUGGAAUUAUUGCAUGGUAAAACUUUGAUAAUGGAAGACAUUUUUAAUUGAAAAGCUUUCGAAAUUGACAGAUUUAUCGAAGAAUUGAAAGACUUUCAAGUAUGAAGGCUUUUAAAAAGCUGGUAAUACUAACUGUAUCAAAAAUAAGUAACCAACUUGUUAGUUCUAAUCUUUUGGAAUUUCAAAGCUUUUAAAUAAAAAUCCUUCAAGUUUGAAUUAUUUUUUGUCAUUUUUUCAUUGAACUUUCUUGAAAUUAUGCUUUUUUAAUUGAAAGCUUUCGAAAUUUAAGGUUUUCUGAAUGUCAUUCAGAUUUAGACGCCUUCAAAUUUUGAAGCUUUCAAGUUUAAAUGCUUUAAGGUUUAAAUUUUUUUAAGUUCGAUAACACUAAUUCAAAUGGUUUCAAAUUGGAUAAAUUAUCAACUUAAAAAUUUCGGCUCAGUAAAAAUGGGAAGCUUUGACAGUCAAAAGCUUCCAGUUUUAAAAGAUUUGGAAUUCGAAGACUUUCAAAAUUAAAUGUUUUCUGAUUUGGAUGCUUUGAAAUUUAAAUAAAAUUUUAAUAAGUCGGAGCUUUCGGAUUCAAGGAUAUUUCAGUUUGAAUGGUCUUCAAUUCUAGAGCUUUAAAAUUUCAUCAAUUUCGUUUCAGACAAGUGGGUUAAUAAUUUGAAAACUUUUGCGUUAGAAAGCAUUAAAAUGUGGAAAUUUUCAUAUUAAUAUUUUUCAAAUUUGGAGUGUUGGGAAUUUUGAGACAUUCAAGUUUAGAAGUGUGUGGCUUUAAGAGUUUCUAACUCUUCUCUCUUUUUGAAUUUGAUGGCCUUUAAAAUUGAAAGUUUUUAAAUAAAAAACUGUUCAAUUUGGAAGUCUUUGAUUUCAAAGGCUUUUAAAUUUGAAGGUGUCUAAAUUCUCAUAUUUCAAAUGUGUAUACUUUUGAAUGUGAAGAUAUCCAAGUUUUUAUGCUUUUGAGUUUGAAAAGUUUCAAAUAUAUUCCAAUAUCAACCAGAACAUUUUUUCAAAAUAAUUAUAAACUGUGAAAUGUGAAUUUACUUCAGUUCUAGUGCUUUCAAAUAUGAAAACAUUAAAAAGUUCUUAAAUAAAAGUUCAUCCUUAUUAAAUAAAUAUCUCUUCAAAGAAUCAACUCUUCAGAGAAUUUUAUUCAUCAUCAUAGUCAGAGGUCUAACGUGAAAAAUGUCACACACUAAAUUUUAAUAUAAAUAUUCAAAUUAAUAUAUUACUUAAUUUCGCAAUCGAAAGCAGUCUGAUAAAAAAUUAAUGUUUAUAUUAUUUCCUCAAUAGAGAUUGUUCACGUUUUCACCUCUGUGAAUUUAGAUUAAAUCAAAUGGCAAUUGUCAGGAUUGGUUUCUGCACGAGACUCGACCUCGCCUUUUCUGAUAAUAAAUAAUUAUUCAGGUAGCAAAUUUUCGUAAAAAAAUGCGAGCCUAGUUCUUCGCACAAAAGCGGAAUCAAUGUAGUUUUUAUAUGGAAAACUUUGUACUUGUAUUUUUCGAUUUAAAGAGACGAAGAGCGAACAAGAAAUCACAUAUCUAACAGCUUUCUCUCCUAUUUUUUGAUACAGUCUUUGCAUCUGCAACGCGUGUGCUCAGCGACUUUACAUCAACUGUAAAGCUAGUGUAGAAGUAGAUGUUGCUUUUUCAAAUGUACCAAACAUCUUUCAGACAUAUCCUCCACUUGUGAUUGCACCUUAUCUCAAUUUCAUCCUAAAAUCAUAAAAAAAUAUCAAAAUUUCAAAGGGAUUUCCUCCUAAUAUCUAGAAAAAUGGCUAAAACUCAAGACAAGUUUCAUCGAGAAGAAAAUCUUUAUAUUCUACUAUGAAUUGGGAGUUUCUAAAUUGAAUUUACCGAUUCAAGAGCUCGAACUUUUUUUCUUUCUUGAAAAACGAACUAAAGUCAAGUGUUAGCUGUUAAUUCUGACAGCUGUGCUUUUGAUGUAUUUAACACUUUCAGAAACCAAUCCUGAAAUUCUAUUACGAAUGUUAAGAUGUUAAGAAAAGUGUUUGGUAAGAGGAUAAGUAUGUACCCAAAGACUUGCUUCCUUAUAUUUCCCGCAGAGAUGGUUUUUCAAAUAGUUAAUGAAAAAAAUAUAGACGAAAAAGUUUCUAAUAAAAAUAGGUACUAUCGCGUGUCGGUCUCGAUAGUUUCGAGAGCAUUUAUCGUUACUCGAUACGUAAGAAUUCGACAAGUAUUCCAUCGAUGUUAUGGGGAAUAUUACUCGUAUCGCUCUUAAUAAGGUUCGUGUAUAGGGAAAAUAAUUUCGUCACGACGGAGGCCUGUUUCCUUCCUCGGAUGUAUAAGACUUCUUAAGAAUGAAUAAUUAGGACGCUUUUUCUAACAAUAAUUGUAAAUUUUGUUAUCUAUACUCUGUACAUUGCUAAUCAUGUUUUUUACCAUUUUUUUUACAACUUUUCUGAGAAAUUCUAAAUUUCUCGCAAAAGUUUUUCACAAAGCCGUAAACAUCUUAUAGACUCUGAUAAAUGUUUCAACAUAUCGAUCAAAUGAAAAAUUUAAAAAAAGAAGACAAAAAAAAUCAUGUGAGAAAUUUCUCUGGGUCUAAAUUUGUUGGCGCAAUUUGUAAAUAUUUCUAUUAUGAUUAUCCGUUAUUGUUAAGCUACUAUUAAAUGCCAUUGAUAUUUGAUAAUUUCCUAUCUGAGAGGUUCUUAAUUCGAAAGGCGUAAAAAUGGCACUCUAAAGGGAUUACAAGUACAGUGGCAGGUGCCAUUUAUGUGUUCUUGAUUUCGGAUCGGAAGUAUAAAUGAAUUACUGCCAUUUAUUGAACAAAUCGACGAAUCUCCGUUUGUGCAUUUACUCUUAUCGACUGUCCAUUAUCGCCUUGUAUCUAUUAUUUAUCGUUUCGUUGGUGCAUGUCACUCGUUUUUUGUCAGUUAAUUUUUGUGAGUUGUAAUUUUUACUUUAAUCCCUGUGGACGUCAUUAAUUAUAAGUGAACUUUGCGAAAUGUUGCCGGUCUCUUCCUCGAAGCAGAAAUUGGUUUCUACAAAAGAAAAAUGUAUUUUCGCUGACUUCCUUAGCUAGUGUAAAGGUAGAACGAGAUGAAAAAUACUUUUUGAGGAUAACUCAUAAGUAUCAGCAAAUCACAGACCAUUCGUUGAAAUUAGAUCUUAGAUUUAUUUCACAUGGCCCAAAUUCUGAGGAAGACUCACAAUUUUCGAGACUUUUUUCUGAAAUCGAGUCUUUUUUCUGAAAUAAAAUUAAUUUUUUCACAAUUCCGUCAUAAAUGGACAAAAUGACAAAUAUUUUGGUACGAGGGUUUUCCUUGACUUGAAUGGUUUGUGAGAUUUUAGCACGUACUGUGUACCGACCAAUGAAUCCACGAGCGGUGGGUAAAUGAAUUAAAUUCGGUAUUCUGAAAAUAUUUUCCGACACCGUUUGCACAUAUCAUCUAAGAACCAGAUUGAAAAUGUACUUUCAAUCGUAGUCAGCAAUAGAAAAAAGCAGCGAAUCGAUUUUUGUCACAGAAUUUCAGAAACUGAAGAUAUCCAAAUUUUCAUGCUUCCAGGAAAAAAAAAAUUAAAGAAAAAUAUUUAACGAAGAAAUCUUCCGUAAAAGCGGCAUAAAAUGAUCAGGGGAAAUUUUCUAGCGGUUGUAAAAGACAAUAGAAGUGCUUUCAUACUUUUUGACACGUAAGAGAAAAAAAAAGAGAAAUUGAGAGUGUGUUUUACUUAAAGUCUACCUCGAAAAAAAAAAAAAAAAAAAAAAAAAAAAAAAACUGAAACGUUUGCAGCCAGGGUCAGCAACGAUCGAACGUACCUUUAUCCAUUCUCACAAUGAUCACCACCAUCCUUAGAAUCAGAAAAGUGUUUAGUAGAAUCGCGAGACUAAGAGAGAAGAAAGAGAGCGUUUGCUUUCUUUUUUGAAAAUAUUUUUUUACCGCCAUCGACACAUUUCAUCCUUAAGUCACUUUAGAUCCGGCUUGAUUCUUAAACGUUUAUCUGUAGACAGUUUGAGGAGGCUCCGAACCGGAUAAACAAGAGUGGAAAAUGAAAACGUUUUAGAUCGGCAAAAAUUCCUUCGUGAAAGUUCUCAUUUUUUGUUAGGCUUUCAUGGCUUUUCACUGGGGUGGAAUUAAUUACCAAAAGUGUAUUGAUUUUAUAAAAGAGUUGUCGAACACAUUCGUAUUUAGUUUGUUAUUGAAUUUUCCCUUCCAAAAUGAAAAAUAAUGAAAGAAUUUGUUUGAUUGAAAAAUGAAAACGAAAAAUAGAGUUUGAAUUAUUUCCAUCCCAUUUAAUAGAGUUCUGAGUGUAAUGGAUAGCCGGUCAGAGCUCUCCGCUUCGCGCUAUAGGGGCGAGAAACUGUGUCCUAACGUGACACUUUUAAAAGCUGUAAAUAGAAAAAUGAACCAUGUGAAAGCUAAUGUACGAAUAUUGUAUAAAGACUGAUUAGACUAGCCUUGGUAUUUAUUCGAAUAUGAUUACGCCAGCGUUCGCGCGCUGAGAUUUCACGUCGCAAGUGCGGUAAUCGGAUAGGUUUUUGGAUAUUUUCGUACUUUCCUGUUUCUUUCAUACAAGAUUAAUAU
Molecule: messenger RNA, 10206 nt
Organism: Belonocnema kinseyi
Lineage: Eukaryota; Metazoa; Arthropoda; Insecta; Hymenoptera; Cynipidae
Gene: tinc
Product: protein tincar
Exons: 18
Coding region: 1478-5284 (1268 amino acids)
Source: RefSeq, a predicted model, not a curated record